CAGGAGCCGCAGCAGCAGCCACCAAGUCAGCAAAUCCACCAAAUCCAAGUCCAAGCCAAAAUGUUCGCUCUCGUAUCGCUUUUCAUCCUGGGCGUUGGAGCCGCCGCCGCCAUCGAGCUUCCCAUCUACCACUCACCCGCGGCCAUUGUGAAGCCACUGCUGAAGACCGUGGAGGUGGAGGCACCUGCCCACUACGACUUCGCCUACUCGGUGCACGACGAGCACACCGGCGACAUCAAGAGCCAGACGGAGUCGCGGAAGGGUGACCAGGUCCAGGGUCAGUACACGCUGGUCGACGCCGAUGGCUAUCUGCGCACCGUGGACUACACUUCGGAUGCCCACAACGGGUUCAAUGCGGUGGUGCGUCGCGAUCCCCUGGGCCAGAAGGUGAUCAAGGCUGCGCCGAUUGCCAAGCUCCUGGCUCCCGCACCACUGCCACUGGCCUAUGCGGCACCCAAGCUCCUCGCGCCCGCCAAACUGCCCCUCGGCCUUUACCAUUAGGUUCUGGGCAGGAUUGAUCGAGAGAGAUAGCAAACACUGACUUCAUCGCAUCGACGACGACCCAUCCGCAUCCGCAUCUGUAUCUGAACCAUUACUAUUACUACCCAAACACCUCGUAUCAUAUCCAGCUUACUCUGAUCUUCCUUCCUAUCUUCUGAUCCUAUUC
Drosophila mauritiana is the source of this 667-nucleotide messenger RNA. RefSeq names its product larval cuticle protein A2B (gene Cpr30F). NCBI's taxonomy places the organism in Eukaryota, Metazoa, Arthropoda, Insecta, Diptera, Drosophilidae. Gene Ontology annotation, cellular component: extracellular matrix. The record is from RefSeq and is a predicted model, not a curated record. Bases 61 to 501 code for a protein of 146 amino acids. The transcript is spliced from 2 exons.